CAAAAAUAUAGGACAACUAGUACUAUUGGCCCAAAGAUGUGUGCAAUAACGUCUUCAAAUGGGAUUUCCAUGGUAUAAUUUAAACCUUAUUUAAGGAGGAUAUCUAAUAGAAAUCCAUGCUUGAUAUUGGUUGUUGCUGUACAAAAAGCAUAAUGGAGUAUAAUCAUCUGAAAAUUAAGAUGGAGAUCUCUAGUGAAGUACCCUUGCCUGAUGUCUUUAGCUACUGCUUAGAUAAUCAGAAAUUCAGAGAGCGCUGGCAGGACAUCUACAAGUUAGCUGAUGAACACAUUUGGGAAACCCGUUUGAACUGCAAGGAUCUGUUUGAUUCUGAGGAAUGGAAAAAUGGGGAGCAGUUUGUGAUGGGACAUGACGAAUCAGACCCAAAGAGUGACACUGCCUACAAACUGAUGUUCGAUAUGAUUCUGGAACACUUUGAUAAACUGGAACACGAAGAUGCUGGUCAGACCCAGAGGUUGUCACAGAGGGUUAUCUACGACAGUAUAAAGAACAUAUAUGAAAGAAACCCCAAGCCUUUCAUCUGCAGUAUGUGCCGAUUUCUGGUGGAGGAACAGAGGCUGCUGAAACAGUUUGUGGCUGUAGAGGCAAAAGCAAUGGAGAUUUGCUAUGAUGACCAGGACCAGAUCAUCAGAUACCUGGAUCAGUGCAGCAAGAAUCUCAGUACUUGCAUUGACAAGUUAGAAUCCCUAGAGGAUACCUUGAAUGCUCAAGCAGGCUUUGACCAGCUAACUGGAGCAGGAUUCAAUGGCCUGAAUGCUGCAACCGACCAGCAAAGAAAACAGUAUGAGGCACAUCAGAAAAAACUACAGAUGUUUGCAGUGCUUCAUCAGGAUAUCACCAAUAACCUGCAAGAAAUUGAGACGAAGUCCCUAGAAGCAGAGAACAUUCUCUCCAGGAAGAUGUCCGAUUUUAAGAAACAGCUGCAGUUGUUCUAUGUGGACCUGGUGGACCACAGACCACCGAUUCCUACUGAAGUAGAGAGGGGGUAUUCCUGGCUUGGACAGAUCCUCUAUGAUAUUUUACAGUAUCACCUGCCUAAACUUGAAUUGUUAGCAGCAACUGAUGUCACACACAGCAUUGGGGGUACUCUCAAAAAAUGCUUUGAAAGGCUUCUACAGAGUUCCUUUGUUGUGACGGAACAACAGAAGCACAUCAUAAAGGUGGAACUUGGCUCUAAAAAGAGGAAUAAAGAGGCAGAGGAAGGGGGAGAGGAGACAGCCAAUCAGAAGUUUAGAUGUCCCAAGUUCUACGGCUCUGUAAGACUUCUGGCCUGUGAUAACAUUGAUUGUAAAGGGAAAGUGAAAGCACAGUUCUGUAACGAGUCAGAGGUCAAUGAGAAGUUUCACAGUGGGAAUUGGGACAGUCCUUGUGAGAUCAGACUAAAAGCCAAAACCGACGAAUCCACUUUUGAGAAAAAGAAGGCCUUGGCUUCUUUUAAGAAAAUGGAAAUAGAGAAGUUUGAGAGAAAGCCCGAUGUUCAAGUCUGUGAAGAUAAAUUUAGAAUUGUCUUCACCACUCGGGUCAAGGUCGCAGAACAGGAUAUACCUGUAGCAACGAUUUCUCUGCCCAUUGUCGUAACAACUGGAGCCAGCCAGAGCUGUAAUGUACAUGGAUCGUUACUGUGGCAAUGUUACAGUACCGAAAAUGCUUUUCAGCUGCCAAUAGAAACAUCGAACUCUCUGAAGUGGAUCACUGUGUUUGAUAUGCUCAACAAGAAGAUGCAGACAUUAGGAGGACGAGAUCUCUGUAUUGAUGAAAAAUCUCAUCUAGGGGAGCGAUUAAUGCUGGAGGAUAAGCCAAUACCAGAUGACAUGGACAUUCCUUUUAGGAGAUUUUGUGUUGAGAAGAUGAUGGAUAUUAAGGAAGGGGAUGACAAGAAGAAAUCGGCCACCUUUUGGAUGUGGUUUCUUGCUGUCUUUAAUCUGACCAAAUCUCACCUAAGAGACUAUUGGAAUGAUGGGUUGAUAGCAGGAUUCAUUAAGAAAGAGACUGCAGAACAAAGACUGAAGAACAGCAUACACCCACUGAAGGAAUAUACCUACCUGUUACGAUUCUCAGACAAGGUCAUCACUGACGGUCAAGGUCAAAACCUCUGUGGAGCCAUCUCAGCUACCGUCUUGUACAAAAACAAAAAUGGACAGUGGAAAUGCUUUCCUACUGAUCCCUUUAAAGCAGACACCUUCAAGAAGAAGUCCCUUGCCCAGUGUGUGAAAAAUACAUGUAUGCCUGGCGAUACGAAGGUUUAUCUUCUGCAGUGGUUGUAUAAGAGUCCAACUUGUCUAGUCAGGACAGAGGAGGCGUUUGAGCAGUACAAUACUGAAACCAAAAGCAAAGGAGAAACUCCAGGUUACAAGAAGUUUGAGGAAAUUCUGAUUGUCACCUUGAAUGAUAUGAAUUUAGAUGAGGACCCAUCUUCAGAAAGAAAAAGAGACAUAAAGAAGGCAGUGCCUCCUUCAAAGAAACGGGAGGGGGCACACAACAGGCCUGGAGUAAUAAAAAACAAACGUUUAUCUGAGCCGCAGCGAGAACCUAAUGUCUACUCGGAUGUACAGCAGCAUCCCUCUUACUCCCCAAUGUCCCUGCCCCCCGGCUCCCCUCAGAUGCAUAUCAUACCUCAGACGGUACUAGAAUUCAGUGGAGGGGAAUCACAGGACAGCAUGGGGAGCCAGGGUCACACUACCCUGUACCAGAGGGUACCUUUCAUGCAGAAUUCUCAGCAAGUCAUAAUGGAGAAUUCAAAUUUCAGUCCGACUCAAACAUUCAACGCUAAUGGGAGUCUAUCUAGUACACACCCCACAUUAUCUAAUAUGCUCGGUACAUCAAAUGCCAACAAUUUUCAGACGAUUGACGAAAAUGCUCUUGGUAACACAUUUCUGCCACCAAAUAUGGACCCUGGGUUUCAGGACAUAGCAGUAUAUGCUCAGCAGCAGACUAGCCAAUCUCCUGGCAUGUACAGCAAUACUCCACAGACUAGCCCAGCACCCUCCAUGUACUCCAUGCAGCAGCCAAGUCCAGCGAAUUCUGUCCAUUCCCUGCAGAGUCCGGACCACAGCACCCAAUUUGUUUCCAUGGCAUCCACCGUUUAUGCCCCAGUCCAGGCAACAUCUACAUCAGCAGGACAGAAGCCCAAAGCCAACAUCGCAGAACAGAUGUUGAAGUUCAAAAAUUUACAGAUGAAGAUUGGGGUUUGCAGUUCAGACUCUGCUGCUCUGCCACCUUCAAUGUCCCCGGCCUACUCCCCCCAUGCUGCUGCCACCCUCCAGUCCCCACCUCAGCAGUCCUAUGCUGCGUCCCCAGCUGGGAGUAUUCAGACUAGCAGUAUGCAGUCUCCAUGCUCCCAGUCCAUGUUCUCUGAUGCCUCCUCUCCAGCUGGUAGUGUGACCUCUACAGCAAUGGAGGAUUCCGUAACCAUGGAGAGUCUAGAAGCCAUGUUGAGUGAUAUAAAUAAGGAAGAACUCAUUGAAAACCUGAAAGGUGCUUUCAAUGAGGUAAAUUCUUUAGCUUUAAUGGAGUGACUCCAGGCAGAAGAAUUUAUAUCAUAGAUUACAUCUAAUCAGGACACUGAUGAAGGAAAUUCGUCCAUGGCAGAAUUAUACAAUUCAUAAAUUUGCAGUUCAGUUUUAAAUAUCUUGCACAUCUAAUGUUUUAAGCAUCCAUCCAAUUUAUCUUAUAUACAUGUAACCAUUGAAUUAUUUAAUUUUGCACUGUGUUACAACCUUAAUUCAGUUUAUUUUCA
This is a messenger RNA of Saccostrea cuccullata (small rock oyster), 3754 nucleotides long. RefSeq names its product signal transducer and activator of transcription 5A-like. The transcript is spliced from 21 exons. The record is from RefSeq and is a predicted model, not a curated record. Gene Ontology annotation, biological process: defense response; cell surface receptor signaling pathway via JAK-STAT; regulation of transcription by RNA polymerase II. Bases 117 to 3533 code for a protein of 1138 amino acids. NCBI's taxonomy places the organism in Eukaryota, Metazoa, Mollusca, Bivalvia, Ostreida, Ostreidae. Gene Ontology annotation, molecular function: RNA polymerase II cis-regulatory region sequence-specific DNA binding; DNA-binding transcription factor activity, RNA polymerase II-specific.